Episyrphus balteatus (marmalade hoverfly) is the source of this 3090-nucleotide messenger RNA. It is a transcript of the gene drd, whose product is annotated as nose resistant to fluoxetine protein 6. The coding region runs from base 392 to 2824 and encodes 810 amino acids. Lineage: Eukaryota; Metazoa; Arthropoda; Insecta; Diptera; Syrphidae. The transcript is spliced from 11 exons. The record is from RefSeq and is a predicted model, not a curated record. Gene Ontology annotation, molecular function: acyltransferase activity, transferring groups other than amino-acyl groups.
AAGCUAAAGCUGCCCCUUUGGAUUUAUUAUUGAAUAUACACCACCGACCGAAACCGUGUGUGUAAAAUUGUAAGGCCCAAAGAAUUGACUUUGGCAUAAACUAUGCUAUUAGCGAAUUUAGUUACCUGCGCGACUUCAAGCUAGUCUCAUCGCAAUACGAAGCUUUCCUCGGUUAGAAGUGCGACUUCUCAACACCUUGCACAUACAAGUCGUCGGCCUUCUUAUAGUAAAAAAAAACGAGCGUUACAAUUUUGAAUUUGUGUUCUAAUUUUCUAACUAUUUUUACACCACCUUUUGGCAAUGAUCUAACAACAAAUUCGAAAAAUACAAAUCUGUCUAGAAUGAGAGGAUUAUUAUUGUAAUUUUUUUGGAAUCACAAAAAUAAAAAAAAAUGCAUUCUACAACAAGUUUAGUCUUAAUUAUUGUGCUAAGUAUUUUAAGCACAUUGAGUGCGGGCACUUUGGACACUUCGACGUGCGAGUUAAAAAAUAAUUGUGAUUUAAAUGAGAAAUUAAUUGCAAAAGAUUCUGGUAUUGGUGAUAAAUUGGAAAAGAAAAUCAAUUCGAUAUUUGAAGAUAAAGUUAACUAUAGUUUGAAAUUGUCCUAUCAAAAUGAUGAGAUUGAUGAAGAAGUAGGAGAACAGCGCAUUAUUGGUUACACUUCGGUGGCGAAUUUGACGCAAUUUAAAAAAUUAACCGACAAGGAGACUGAAGAGGAAUAUGAAAUUCAAGAAAAAGAGUACCUAAGAGCAAUCAGUGACAGAUUUAUGGGAUUGUCUCGUCCUUUUGAUGCAUCAAUUAGUCCAACAGCUUCGACAACUUGUCGAAGACACACUCGAGCAUUUCUAGAAGGACUUCAAAAUUUUGAUCUUUGGGCAAUGAAAAUGCACGAUGCUACAGGAAAACUAACGUCUGGAAUUCUUAAUGGCAACAUCAAUCAAUAUGGUGAUUUUGACCAGUGUUUAAACGUCAAAACUCCAUCGGGAUCAGAUGAAUUUCAGGGACAGUAUUGCCUGGCGUACGCACAACCUGUUUGGUCUCAUAAAUCGAAGAAACUUAAGGAAUUCUUCGAGCUCAUUCAGUCUCACAGUCCAUUUCGAAACGAAUUCAAUGAUCCUGGACAUCGUGUCCCCCGAUAUAAUAUAAUAAACUGGGGUAUUUGUGUACCCUCAUCAUGUAAGCCACAAGAUGUUGAAUAUGCUGUUAAGGAAUUUUUAACAAACAUGACAAUAUCAACUGGAGUUUCAUUCAAAGUUCGAGUUGAACCACAACAUUGUCAAGUUAAACAAAAUCUUCCAUGGGAUCGUGGUACAAAAUUGGCAGUACAAUUCUUUUUAUGUAUUAUUUCGAUUGCAAUUUUAUCAACGAUUUACGAACUACAAUCCGAUGAAGGAAAACAGAAUCAAUGGUUAACAGCAUUUUCACUCCACAAAAAUGCCAAAUCAUUAUUCAGUACUAAAGCAUCUCCAAAUGACAUUGAAGCUGUUCAUGGAAUACGAUUCCUGAAUGCUAUAAUGUUGCUAUUAUCACACAAAUCAAUGGCAGUUUUCUUUAAUGCCUUCAAUAAUCGAACCGAAAUGGCUGAAAGCUUAGGAAAACCUUGGACUGUUAUUGGACGAGCUGCUUCCCUAUACACUGAUCCCUUUUUAAUGUUCAGUGGAAUGUUAACAGCUUAUUCUUUAUUCGGGAGGCUUUUGAAAGGACAACCUGCUCGUCUCAAAAACGAAUACAUUGGCAGACUUAUGAGAAUCGUCCCACCAUUGGCAGCUUUAAUAUUAUUUUGUACAUUUAUUCUUCCCAUGUGGGGUUCCGGCCCACAAUGGAAUCUCGUUGUUGGGCAUCAUUCAAAUAUUUGUAAGAAAAAUUGGUGGAGAAACCUUUUGUUUAUUCACAAUUACUUUGGAUUUGGAGAAAUGUGCCUGACACAUACUCACCAUCUUGGAAUCGACACUGAACUUUUUGUAGUGGCUCCUCUUAUGAUCUUUGCCAUAUGGAAAUGGCCAAGAGGUGGAGUUAUUGGACUGAUUUCAUUGGCAAUAAUUGGAACCGCUGCAAGAUAUUACACAACAGUUGUCAAUGAACUUUCCAACUAUGUUUACUUUGGAACAACGAUACAAAGACUCUUUAGAACAGCAGACUACAUGUACUCAUUCCCACCACACAGAUCCACAGUUUACAUAAUGGGUAUAUUCCUGGGCUAUGGAUUGAGAAAGCUUCAAGGCAUCAACCUUACAAACUUUCAACUGACAAUGGGAUGGACAGCUGCAGUAUUUUGUCUUAUCGCGUCUCUACUUGGACCAGCUCCAAUGGGUGACAUGUCCUAUGUGUAUAACUCUACACAUGCGGCGAUAUAUGCAGCAUUUGCACCAGUAGCAUGGUGUUUCUUCUUCGCUUGGAUUGUUUUUGUAUCACACAUGGGUUACAAAAAUCGUCUGACGAAUUUCUUCUCUUGGAAGGGUUUCCAAGUGGCAACAAAACUCUCAUAUGCCAUCUAUCUAACCCAAUUUCCAGUUUUCUUCUUCAAUGUGGGUCGAAAACGUCACAUUCUUCAUUAUUACAAUUUUGUGUUCCAAAUGUUGGAUACCAAUGAAUUGAUAAGCAUUUUCAUAGCAUCAACAAUGCUUACACUCUUCUUCGAUAUACCAUUUCAAAAUCUCAAAAAACUCAUUUUUAAUCGAACGCCAAAGAGUAAAAAGUCCGAUAUAACCUGCCAACAGAAGAAGCAACAAGUAGUCUGUGAUCAUUCAUCAUCAAGCAAUAAUAAUGAAUUAAGCUCAGACUUUUUGAACCUAGAGAGUAUCCAAAGUAAAGUGCAUGCCGAAUAGAGAGUAGAGUUGUUGAAGGCGCACACAAUUUUAGCCACUAACGCUUAUUUUUUUUAGAAUUAAAUUAUUUUUUCUUUUAGUUUAAUUUUGAAAACAAAACAAACAAAAAACAAAACAAGUGCAAGUUUGUAAAAUAAUUAAAAUGGAAAUGUUAAUGAUUAGUCAUUUUGUAUAGUAGAUUUUAAGCAGAUGCAAAUUUUAGACAUUUAAGUUAUAUAAUUUAGUUCGAAAAAUGUAUUUUUAAAUUAAAAAUAAAAUUAAACUGA